AUCAGGCUACAAUGGAGCCAAGUGCACUCAGAACAGUCUUCUAAGAUGGAGAAUUGCUGAAAGGUGCACAAAACAGCCGUGCCAGUUUGGAAUGUUGCAGAAGCAUCCAUGCUCGCAUCAGCAAAUUGCUGCUGCUGACUAUAAUCCCUCAUGGUCCCACCCACCUGCUUUCCAAAUCCCAGCUGUGAAGGGAUGGACUUAGAAACAGUUUGGACCCAGCAAAAGCAAUAGGAUGGCAUUAAAGGGCCUAUCUGUUUAUUCAUUUAGCUCAUUCCUGCUUCCUCUUCUCCAGUGGUUUGGCCUAACUUCAAAGAAGGCCCUUCUUAACUGAAUUUUUCAAAGUCCUCCUUGGUUGAAGGUUACCAAUCCAUAGGAUGUACUUUCAGGGGCCAAGGCAGUUCUGUUCCUCCAACACAACCAGUGAAAAAACACCUACUCUGAACCUCUCCAUGGUGUUGUGGAGUGACCCUUUCAAGGAAAUAGAGACUAAAUCAAAAAGGAGAAGUGUGUCCACCUUUUUCAGGUAGCUCUUCCAAUGAGACCCACAGAUUUUUCUUCCUUUUCUUGAAUACCCACAUAGCUGGAAGGAAAGAAGAAAAGGGAGCCAAUCAGAAAGGAGAGAGAUUCCUCACUUUCCUCUCAAAAUCAGGAAGAAGCUGGCAUAUCUUUCCUGGUGUUCCAAAUCUCUUUAUUGGAGUCAGACUGGCAAUGAGAAACUGGCCAAGGCUCGGGUGGCCAGAAAACACAAACCUAAAUCUUGCCAUAGGAUCUUCUGUCUCUUCAUCAGAAUCAUGGGAGCCUAAUGUCUUGAAUCUUAGGAGAUCUAUAGGAGGGAAAGAAAAAGACAGGAGAACUUCUGUUCCUCCACCUGGAAGAAGGGUCAGCUGUUGGUGUUGGAACCCAAGGACCAGGAGGAAAAGACAGGAUAUUUACCCCCAGGAUAUUUGAGACACUUUCAGGUUGUCACAAGCCUAGUUCUUCCUCUGGGACAAUCCCCCAAAAGAAGAAGGGGGGAAAAAGAGAAAGGGAUGUGGGUGGGGUCAAGAAAGAGAAUUAGAUUAGUAAGAAUUUUUUCCCUUUGGGAUACAAAUUGGAAUUAUCAGAAUUUCUAUGCAUGGAUGUUACUGGUCCUGAAUGGGAAACUUUUGCAAAAACAAGUAUCUGUGAAAACUUGUUCGGUUUUGUAAAAUGCUGCACAAUAGGUCAGGGCUAGUGAAUUGAUCCAAAGUGGAUAUGGUCCUCUCCUGGAAUGGGCACCUCUGUUUGUUUAAAAAACACAUCUCAUGGCUGGGCCAUAUUCCUAUGGAAUAUCUGUCAGCAGCACUCAUGUGUUUCUCCUCAAAAUGCCCUUCAUGUCUCCACUAGGGUAAUGAAGGUAGAUCAACAAUUGUCUCAAGGGUCUGACCUCACAGGGUCCCAGAGCCUGGCCUGCAGCCCAAGCCCAAACAUUUACACUAAACAGCACCAUAGCCUAAGCCUGUGAUAGCUGGCAUGGUCCAACUGCGGGUUUUUAACUGCAGUGUAGACUCAUCCUGAGAUGGAAUACAAGCCUUGCUACAAAUCAGGGUAGUCUUUUUGUUGUCAUGCAUAUGUGUUUUGUGUCAGUUGGACUCUCCUGAUUGAUAUAUACCGGUAUCCAAAAUAUGCUAGAAAGGUUGACGUGCUGCAUGAAUAGCAAUUUAUUUUGUGGAUGAGCUGCUUAUUACACGGGUCAGUAAUUUUCUAUUUUUUUUUUUUUUAAAGUAUUUGGUCUUGAGUUGCUUCAGAAUUGAUUAUGGUCUGUUUAAUACCUACACUGGUCUUAAUGCAAAAGAUCUUUUCCCCCACUAGGGCUGGUUUAGAGCUAACUUUACUAUUUUCCCCAAAAUUUAUGACAGUAUAGUGCAUAUUCCUCACUGAGUACUAUGGACAUGUCAAGUCUGAAGAUUUCAGUCUUAAUUGUUCUGAAUUUAUCAGAUUGUGAAAAGGCAUCAGAAUAGUCUUCAGAGCAUGGAAAACACUGGAGAAAGAGAAUAUCCUGUAUUAAACUUGUCCCAAAAUCUAAAAGAAGAAUAGUGUGUGAAAUAAUGGCAACCGGAGACUUAAAAGGAAGUUUACGCAAGCUAGAACAAGGACUUCGCUUGUUAAACUAUCCUAGAGAUGUGGAUUACACAGGCAGUUUCGUAAAGGGUGAUCCAGCUGCGUUUUUACCCAUCAUCAGUUAUUCCUUCACGUCCUUCUCAACUUACAUAGCAGAACUUUUGGUGGAAUCUGAUGUAGAGCUCACGGCUAAAAGUGAUUUGCGUUUUAUUGAAGCUAUCUAUAAGCUACUUCGAGAUCAGUUUCAAUACAAACCAGUUUUAACAAAACAACAGUUUCUCCAGUGUGGCUUUGCAGAAAGGAAAAUACAGAUGGUUUGUGACGUUAUCAGUGCUGUGAUGAAAAAGCAUAAGGAAUUAAGUAAUAUGAAUAAGGCUAAAUCUCAAACAAGAAAAAAAAACAGGUCUUUAAAAUCUGAGUCACAGGCAAAUUGUGAGAAACUUCUUGCUGAUUCUGUUAUUUGCAGGACUGUGAUUUCUCAGCAGAAACCUCAAGUGGAACGUCACCCAGAUAGUGAAGUUAAUGUGCAUGGCUAUAAUACAGCCAUUCCAGUAGAAGAAGAUAGUGAAGAAGAAUCCUGUGUAGCUGAUGAUGUUUUAGAAGUUGUGUGUGAACAAGCCACAGAAGAUAAUAGUCAAAUCGAGCUGCUAAAGAGCCAGCUUGCUGAUUGCCAAGAAAAACUUAAUAAGCUAAAUUGGAUGGAAGAUAAACUACAUGUUUUAGAAGAGAGAGUGAAAGGGAAGGUUAUUAUAGAUGAGAAGGACUGGAAUAAUCUCCUGAGCCGGGUCUUGCUUCUUGAAACAGAACUGUUAUUGCAGUCAAAAAAGGGUGACUUAUCUACAGAAUUUAACAAUAUGAGUGAAGACCAUACCUCUAGUAGGAAUAUGACUCCAGUUUCUCCUGAUAUUGAGAGGAAGGAGGAGAUGCCAGAGUCUCUUCAUCAGUCGUCUGGAUACAGUUCACUAUUAUCCACAGACCCAUCUCCUAAAGCCGUAACCAUUAAUUAUCAUGGUUUGACAGAGAUUUCAAAGGAGACAACAAGACAAAGAAUGGAAAGGAUAAGUAAAAUUAUACUUAAGCUGCAGGUUCCCUGGGAAGCAAGCUUUACACUGGUGAUGGCAACUUACUUUAAAGUUUAUUUGGAAAUAUCCCUGGCUCACAACCCACUACUCCAGUAUCCUAAAGAAUAAUUGUUUAAAUUGUUUCAUCUAGAGAGAAGAAAAAUUUCCUACUACUCUGAGAUGGUGUCUGUUGUGUGCAGUAAAUAGAAAUUAUAGCACCAUCUUGUGGUGCAUAUUUAUACGAAGUAUUUUUCAAUGUAGAAUAAAAUUGUUUUGAUACAGAGUACCCACAAUCACUGUUGCUUUGAAACAGUAAUGACAAUGUUUUGAGUAUCGACUUUUCAUUGUUUACUAUAUUGUAUUGAAACAGGCUUCUAACUGGUAAUUUAGGGUGGAAAUUACUGCAAACACAGUGGCAUGCUCCCAAAAGUGCAACUCCACUGUUAGCAGCAACAACAGGAACACUAGGUGAGAUGAGCAACGCCACUUUUAUCAUUGUGGUGACUAGAGGUAAAAAUGCUAGUAUCCCAUGUAUACUAAUACACUGGUAGAUCUCCAUGACUGGUAAUGAAACAGUUGGCGAUUUCCCCCCCAAAGAGUUAGACAUUAGAGAAUGUGUUUUUCCUAACAGCUUUUAUCAUGACUAGUUUCUUUCAACUUGCCUAACAAGAAUUCUGGGGUUUCAAAAUAUUUUACAUGACUACUGUUUUUAUCUAUUUACUGUGCUGCUAUUCACACUUGAAAGUUCUUAAAGAUGCUUCUUUAAAAGAGAAGAAACAUCAGUCCACUGCAGAACAGACACUCCUUUCCUGAAUACCUUUCUUCUUAAUUUAUAUAGUUUAAAGAAAUUAAUUGAAGUCUCUCUCUCUCUCCUCCUAGAUCAUACAAAAGAAUC
This is a messenger RNA of Chrysemys picta bellii (western painted turtle), 4035 nucleotides long. RefSeq names its product centrosomal protein 44 (gene CEP44). The record is from RefSeq and is a predicted model, not a curated record. Gene Ontology annotation, cellular component: centrosome; spindle pole. Lineage: Eukaryota; Metazoa; Chordata; Testudines; Emydidae.